Pseudophryne corroboree (corroboree frog) is the source of this 2963-nucleotide messenger RNA. RefSeq names its product SLAIN motif family member 1 (gene SLAIN1). Gene Ontology annotation, biological process: positive regulation of microtubule polymerization; cytoplasmic microtubule organization; microtubule nucleation. The coding region runs from base 329 to 2095 and encodes 588 amino acids. The transcript is spliced from 8 exons. The record is from RefSeq and is a predicted model, not a curated record. Gene Ontology annotation, cellular component: microtubule plus-end. NCBI's taxonomy places the organism in Eukaryota, Metazoa, Chordata, Amphibia, Anura, Myobatrachidae.
UUAGAGGGAUCAUUAGCAGCAUGUGCAGUCCCGAGAGUCUGGCUUCUCUUUGUUCCCAUUGUGUGUCUCUCCCUCUCUCUCUGAGCACUGGUGGGAGGGAGCCCGGCGUUCGCAUCAAUAUUCCCUCUGCUGACAGGAGGCGCAUCCAGUCCUAGUGCAGAGUGCAGACGGAGGAUGCAGCAGCCUGUGCACAACUACAGCAGCAGCCAUCAGAGCCCCUGACCCAGCCGGGAGCCGGACAUCCUUGGCCAGACAGGACUAGUCACACAGCCUCAGACCUUGGGAAGCAGGGAGUGUGUGGGGGACAGAGCCACAUACAGCAGUCACCAUGGCGGAGGUGAAGUGCGGCACCAGCGCGGGCAACCCCGCUACAAACGGGCUGGUGGUGAACGCCGAGCUGGAAGUGAAGAAGCUGCAGGAGCUGGUCAGGAAGCUGGAGAAGCAGAACGAGCAGCUCCGGAACCGAGCAAGCGCCGUCAGCAACUGCACAGCCAGCCCGCACCUGCUGCAGCCUCCUCCGGGCACAUGCCUGCUGGCAGCCACGGCCCUGGCACGGCCCUCUGGACUAUGCUUACCUAGUCCUGUGCCCACACUUCUAUGCACGUCCGCGAUCGGUGGCAGUCUGUACCCACCUGAUAACCUGGGGUAUUACAGUACUAGGCAACAGCUGUCCUGUCUCAUUGCUACUGAGGGGCCAUUGAUUGACCACUCAAAAGCAGGUACCACCAUGCUGGACGAGGUGGGGGUUUUGGAUCUUGAAGACGGAUAUUGCAGUGAAGACGAGGACUCCUGGCUCUAUGUGUCCCCUACUAAGAAGCCAUUUGAGACAGCCCUUAGUCCAAUGGAGUGGUGUAGGCAAGUUUUGGAUCACCCAUCUCCUGAAAUAGAAGCAGCAAAGCGAUCUCUAUGCUACAGACUCGAGCAAGCUGGUCGCUGGAGGAGUCUCUUUUCCACUCCUGUUUCCAUGUCUUUUCCAUAUAGUCCAGUUGCGAGACUCACUCCGUAUUGCAACGGCUUUAAUUCUCCCAGCAUCCUUAAAACCCCAACUAAAGCAAUACUAACACCAGAAAGGACAGGUUACAGUUUGAAAAGUUCACCUUUAAGCCGACAGUCUUCAGUAGACAGUGAACUCAGCACGUCGGAAGUAGAAGAUGACUCGAUCUCUAUGGGGUACAAGCUGCAAGACCUUACUGAUGUCCAGAUCAUGGCACGAUUACAGGAAGAAAGCCUCAGGCAGGACUUUGCAUCUACCUCCACAUGCAGUUCAGUAUCAAGACAUCGCUCAAGCUUUUCUCUUUACUCCGCAAAGAAAUUAUCCUGUGCCAGUAGUGAUCAGGAAUCAGACCGCUACAGUGUUGAAGAUGAUGAUGAAGACUUUGAUCUCUUACCACCCCCUCAACCGCGACUCAGUCGGUGCUCUCCUCUCCAGCGAAGCAUUCCUCACUCUCAAACGUUCUCAAGCAUUCGGGAUUGCAGACGAAGUCCCAGCUCCCAAUAUCUAAAUUCUAAUGGAUAUCAGCAAUAUGGUUUUUCAUCUCAAGCCCAGACACCAGAACAACCACAAAACAGAACUAAUGCAGAUAAGCUUCGUAGAAGUAUGCCCAAUUUGGCUAGAUUGCCAUGCUCCACAGCAACAAGCACUGUGCUUUCUCCAGUCACCGUGCGCAAUAGCCAAAGUUUUGAUUCUAAUCUGCACGGAGCAGCAAAUGGGAUAUCCAGGGUGCAGUCAAGCAUACCAUCCCCUGGACAACUUCAGCAAAGAGUACACAGCGUGGGUAAUUUCCCAAUAUCAGUGAGGCCACCUCUUAAAGCCACAGCCUAUGUCAGUCCAACGAUACAAGGCAAUAGCGGCAUUCCUCAGUCAACUAGUUUACAGUCUUUAUCAAGUUCUGGGAUUCCUAUGCCAAACAAGACUUCAAGUGCAUUGCCUAUAGGGAGAAGUGCUCUCCCCAGACCUGCUCUGUCCACCACCAGUGUCAGCAGUAUACCGCGCAGCAAGAUCGCUGCUCCGCCACGCAGUUUUAUUCAGCCUCCGAAGACUCUGUCAUCACUGAGUACACUACGAGAUGGAAAUUGGAGGGACGGAUGCUACUGACCAGUUAUGAAUGAUAAAAUGAAGCAAUUAUGAGUGAUGUUUAUCCCAGCUGGCUGGGUUAAAGUGUAAUACAACAUUCUUCUCCUUGAGAUUUAAUAUUUGUAAUGUGUGAAGUGAGAUUACUAUCAAAGACAAUGUAGCUCUUAAAUGUGACAUGGAAUAAUAUAUCGUUUUCAAAACAAAAAUUGGUAUUGUUUAACACACAACUGACAGUACACAUGCAACAGUGCACGGGAAAUACAUCCUUCAGAUACAUCAACUUUUUUAAUGAAAUUUUACUGCUACCUUCUCUGGCCUAUUUAUUUAUUUUUUCUUCUACACUAUAUCACACAUCAUCACGACAAUAUUGAAAGUCACUAAUAAUGUCGGUGGAGUCACUGUGUAUAGAAUGCACACUCCUUUAACACCUGGAAUUAUUAAACACAUCCCAAGAUGCCGAAUCACUUUUGUGCCAUAGAAAAUAUUUGUUAUACAAUAAACUUUGUUUUUUAAUCGCAUAGCAUACUUUUUGUUGCAAAAGCACAAGGGUGAAACAAGGAGGUCACUGUAAUGUUCUAUGAAGUCACCUUAGAUUUGUCUGUUUCUUUUAUAUGUCAUGUUAAUUUAUUAUUUAACUAUUUAAUGAUUUUGAUUGAUAACGGAUUACUCUGCAGCUUUACUGCAACGUGGGUUGGGUUUUCUUAUGUGCAUAAUCGUUUUACUUACUGUCCUAUAUGAAGAUUAAUGGUCUCAAUGGACGUAACUUUUUCUAGGCAUUUUACACAAUUAAAUUGCACUAAUGCUUUAUUAAAAACAGUAUAUGAUUUCAUAAUGAUGACACCUGUAUACUGCAGUUUUGGAAUGUUUCAGUAAUAAAGAAUAUUUUUCA